AUGCGACCCUGCGCCCUCUGCUGUGUACUUCUUGCGCUCUGCGCACGACUGGCUACGUGCUCCGUCUGGAGCUGCUGCAACGGAGACUGGUUCGAUCCCAACUGCUGGGACUACAUGCCGGGAAGCAGUGACGACGCGCAGUUCCAGCUGGCCAGUAACUGCAAUGUGACCUUCAGCAACGCGUCUGUGACUGUUGGAUCGAUCACGCUGUCUCUGUCAAUCUCCGCGCCAAUCCCUUCUUCUCCGCUGCAGCUGUGGUUCGUCAAAGCUUCCAGCUUGCAAGAUAAGCCGUCGCUCACCGUGCAGACUAUCACAGUCGGGAACUACAUUGCGCUCACUGCACUAGCGCUCAACAUCGCUGCAAGUCAGCAGGUCACGACCUCCUUUCAGUCGCAGCUCGUCUGCUACGGCUCCAACAUCGGAAGCUCAAGCUGCGCAUCCUGUGCACCUACAGGAACUCUGACUGUCGCUGGGCACAGCACGUUUUUGCUCAAGCCCUUGAGCGCCCUGGACACAGUCUACCUCACCAUGAAUAUCAAGAACUCCGGCAGCAUGCAAAUCAACGGAGGCCAAAGCGUCUACAUGUCAGGGAACCUGGUCAACAGCAACAAGCUGUAUCUUCAAACCUCCAAUUUCAUCCCUGCCGCCUACAGUAGUUGGAAGAAUGAUGUUACGGGGACCAUCACUUUCUCCAACGAUGGCUCCUCGACCAAGUACUACAUGAGGUUUAUGUCUGCCUUCAACAACUCAGGCACCGUUCAGAUCGACGCUCCCUGCACGGUGGUAUUCGCGGGUGGGGGAACCAACACAGGGCUUCUGGGCGUAGACGGCUCCUUAAACGUGACCAACAGUUACAACUUCGUCUCUAACACGAUGCAAGGCAGCGGCUCUGUGUAUCUCCAGUCGAUCAACAGCGUGCUUCUUGCAGGAUCAUGCGGCAGCUCCAUCAAGCUCUUUGUCCAUGGGCCCACCACCAUUGCCCAGCUCUUCCAGGUCAAAGCUGGAUGUACUGUGACGAUGGGGGCGACAGAUCUUUUCGCCGGAUCCCUCAAGGGAGCAGGCGUGUCUGCUUCCUCGAUAUCCGUCUUGAGCGGAGGGGUCUUUGGAUCUGACGGGUCGACUGCCUGUAGCAUCUCGUCGCUGACUCUGAGCAACGCCGGGAAUGUAGCGUUGCUCAGCAUGGCGUUUGCGAGCCAGACUAUCAUCUCAAAUCAGGCUCAAGGUGUAGUAAGCCUGACAGAGACAAGACUGCAGGAUCAAGCGUCGAGCCUCCUCCUGACCAAUGCGGGCGAGCUCGUCAUGACGGCAAGCGCCUUCAGCUCCGUACAAAACUCUGGGCGAGUCAUCAUCAUCCAGUCAAGCUCCUUGUCGCUCGCCUUGUCCUCCACGGCUUCCUUCAUGCAGCAAUCAGGUGUCGUUGCCACAAUCGUCAAUAACGCCAUGAGUGCCAGUGUGCGAGUAGCUGCUUCACCUGGGUAUGGUGGGAGUCCAAGCUUCACGUUGUCAGGAUACGCUGAGCUUGACCUCCUUCCUGGAACAUCCUGGAUCUCGCUGUCGUCCAACACUUCCGUUUGUAGUCUGGAGAUGAAGAAUGUCGUCCAGGCGUCGAUGGCGGACUCAACCCAUGGCUGUGAUGUAUCAUUCUCCUACACGAGCUUGAGGUGUGUCGGUGAGUGUACGUUCCUCGGGGCGAUCUCGAUAGCCAACACGUCUACCUUCCUGGGCAACGGCACGGUGAUCUCGCACAGCUUCUCCUUCGGUCCGGUGGCUGCAGGCCAGGAGCUAGUGAGCGAGGCUCCGUUCCGCAACGUCGGGUCUUGCGUCGCUUGCGGAGGAGUGUUGACGCUCCGUGGAGGCUUCGUCCAGGUCGGAGAAGCCGCUGUCCUCAAUCUCUGCGGGGGGCAGCUGCUGGGCAAUGUGAGCAUUGUACAAGGUUCUCUCUUUCCGGGCGGCAGCAUCGUGGGAGACGUGGAUCUAGGAGGACGGCUGACGUUUGGGGAGAACAUGAGUCUCAACGUCGUCGGCUCCUUCAGGUCAACGAGCACGAGCCUCAUCUCGCUCUCAUUCGAGCUGACUAACUCGGCGACCGCCGGCCUGAUCGCGACGCGAUCGAACCUGCUCAAUGUCACGCAGGCGCUUGAGCUGAGCGGCAGGGUCUCCUCCAACUGGACGUGGAUCGGCCCUGCCAGCCUCAAUCUGUCCUCUCCGAUUUUGUUUCUUGCAGCAAGCUCGCUCACGGCUUUGACCAGAGGAGAGCUGGCGGUUGAGAUCAGGCAGUUCGAUCCGCAGACUCUGCUUCCUCUGUUCACGGACAAGCAGAUGUUGUUUGACUUUCAAGGCUGUCCCGACGGCACCACCGGCACCUACAUGUGCGACGGAUGCUCUCCAGGGACCUUCUCACGCAGAAAUGGCUUCGCCCCUCUCCAGUGCGAGUCCUGUCCGGCAGGCUCGUAUCAGUCCAACGCUGGUCAGGGGAGCUGCAGCCCGUGCAUGCAGGGGCAGUAUCAGAACACGACCGGGUCGUUUCAGUGUAUGGAGUGUCCAGCAGGGUAUGUGCAGGCCAGCACGGGCUCGACUUCGUGUACGGCGUGUCCUGCAGGCUCGUACCCAGAUUCUGGUUCGAUUCACUGUUUAUCCUGUCCAGCAGGACAUCAUUAUGUUUCACCAGGAGUUUGCCGAUCAAAUGUUCCGGAGAAUAUGGUCAAUCAAUCUCAAGUCAUCAAUAGCAAUACGACUAUCCUUCUCACUAAUGUGUCCCACGAUUUGCUAAAUUUGUCUGUUACCUUGAACAUGUCGAAUGAGCUUGAAAGGGUCUCGCCAGUGUCUUCGCGUCCUCUCUCUCCCUCGACUUCGCCUUCACAGCAAACAGUUCAUGCGUUUUCUGAUGGAAUGAUCUUUGCUGCUACAUUUUCUCUGCUUGGUUUUGGCCUCGGAUUGUUUGGUCUUUGCAAACUAAGAACGUUCGGAAGAUGCAGAAAAAAACGGCCCUCAGCAAGGCAGGAUGACCAGACGUCACCUCUACGUCAGUUCGACCUGGACAAGGCCUUGCUCUUCUCUACACAGAACACAGAGCUCCUUCAGACAACGUCACACUUGGGCUUUGAUCAUUGCCUCAAGAUCGUCUCGGAUGAUGACGUCACCAUGACGAGCGCCUUCUCUAUCCCCCUGCCGGGCAUGAGAGCUCAUGAUAACAGCCAGGGCAAGUGCUACAAGGCAACAAGCGCCGGCCAUCUGGUCAGCUGGAAGGAGUACAAAGACAGUGAGGGCCGAGGAUUGUAUUACAACCAGAACGAGACGCCUAACGACGUCCACGAGUUACAGCAGUACAGAGGAGAAGAAGAUGCGGAGCAAACACUGUUCAAGGAGGAGGAAACCAUGUUGACAGUCCUUGCUCAUGGGGAGAUCACAGCAUACGAAUCUGAGACAGAUACCAAAGAACAAUCACAUUCAGAUGAUGAGAGCGAGGGCCAUAUCGACCUAGAUGUCGACGAAGAAGAUGAAAGACAGCAGGAGGGAUCUGCUCAUGAUUUUGAGGGAAAAUCAGAGAAGGACAAUGAGGAGUUUUCCGAGGGCGAAAGCAAGAAAGAGAGCGAGUUUGACGAGGAAAAUCAGAGUGAAUUACGAGGAACCCUCGAAGAUCACGAAAAAAACCAGGAACAAUACACGAUCGAACAAUAUCAGUUUGAUGUUGUCUCGACUUCCGCAGCAAGCAUACGGGAGCAUGAAGACUGUGCAGCGGAGGAGAGCCGAGAGGGCCACGAGCAGACCUUCGGCUCCGAUGACCUUCGAGUCAACAUUUUAGACGCGAGUGAGAAGAAGGCAACGAGGAAGCGAUCUCUCAAGGAGGGGGUGGCAAACUUCUUGGAUCAGAUUCGUAACUUCAGUAAGGAUCAUCUACGGAGUUCUGUCCGCAGACUGUCGAGGAGCAACAAGGGUGAGAGCGAGCAAAUCAACCGCAACAGCUCGGUAAAGGGUCCAGCACCGACCAACCAACCUAGGAGGCAACUCAACGUGGCGGCCUUGGCAGGUUUGCAGGCAGCGCUAUCUCGGGCAGCGAAGGCUUCCGGCAAUGAAGACAACAAGGAUGCCGAGUGGACCAGUGACGAUGAAGGUUAG
Guillardia theta CCMP2712 is the source of this 4116-nucleotide messenger RNA. RefSeq lists its product as hypothetical. The record is from RefSeq and is a predicted model, not a curated record. The transcript is spliced from 3 exons. Lineage: Eukaryota; Cryptophyceae; Pyrenomonadales; Geminigeraceae. The coding region runs from base 1 to 4116 and encodes 1371 amino acids.